Molecule: messenger RNA, 1781 nt
Organism: Camellia sinensis
Lineage: Eukaryota; Viridiplantae; Streptophyta; Magnoliopsida; Ericales; Theaceae
Cellular component (GO): membrane
Source: RefSeq, a predicted model, not a curated record
CCCUCCUUCCAGAGUGUCUCUAUCUAGACGAUAGACAUAUACACAAAUGCAUUCAUACACAUUUAUCUAGACGAUAGACAUAUACACAAAUGCAUUCAUACACAUUUAUCUCCGAUCGAGUGGUGGUUGAUAUGGAUUUUGUUGGAGAGGAAUUGACGGCGAUUUAAACGUGUCAGAUUUCUUUGUCUGAAUGAGGGCUCCUCGUAUUCCUUAUUACUACACAUUUAUCUUCUUCUCUCACUCUUGACUUUCUUUGUUUUUUUAAUUUUCUUCGUUGUCUAACUUUCAAUCCCACAAAACAAACGCCCUUCUCUUCAUCUUGAUUCCGGAGAGGGGCGCUGGAAAACAAAGCAGAAGGCACUCUUCAUCACUUUGUAUAAGGCUAGGAUGAAAAGUUAAAAACCAAUGUAGAUUUUCGGAUGCAGAUCUUGGGGACUAGCGAUGCUACUACUCUGAAUUACUGGUUAAACUUGAGGGUCUUGAUCUGUGCAAUAUGGGUCUUGACACCCAUGUUUAUAGGCUUAUAUAUGAUAUGGAAAUAUGAAUGUUUAGAUUGUUCAGAAUCUGAGAAAAUAACUCAGCAAGAGAGAAGUGGGUUUUUAUAUCAUGAUGAAGCUUGGAGGCCAUGCCUGAAAGAAAUUCACCCAGUCUGGUUGUUGGUUUUCCGAGUUAUUGCUUUUUUUCUGCUUUUAGGGACUAUCAUUGCUGAUGUCGUUGUUCAUGGAUGUUCCAUAUUAUACUACUAUACUCAGUGGACUUUUAUUUUGGUCACCAUCUAUUUUGGGUUCGGAUCACUGCUUUCCAUUUAUGGAUGUUAUCAGAAUAACAAGAUGUGUAUGGCCUCUAAUGGUCAUUAUGUGGGAAUAGAUGCAGAGCAAGGAUUAUCUGUGCCUCUCACAUACAGGGAAACUGCAUAUAGAGUUAGAGUAGAAAAAAACUCGAAUCAUCAGGAGAAGAAUGGUGAUGUCCCGAUGAUAGGCAUCCUGUGUCAUGCCUUUCAAGUUAUUUUCCAGGUGAGUGCUGGGGCCGUGAUGCUGACUGAUUGUGUUUAUUGGUUCGUAAUAUUUCCUUUUCUAACCAUCAAAGAUUACGAUAUGAACAGUUUAACAAUUCUUACACAUACACUCAAUGCCGUAUUGCUCCUUGGUGAUACAGCAUUAAAUUGCUUGCGGUUCCCCUGGUUCCGGAUUUCUUACUUUACGUUGUGGACCGGUGUAUAUGUCAUCUUCCAGUGGAUUGUUCACGCCUGUAUCCCACUUUGGUGGCCAUACCCAUUUCUUGACUUAUCGAUGCCUAAUGCACCCAUUUGGUACUUGUUGGUGGCAUUGAUGCAUAUUCCUUGCUAUGGUGCCUUUGCAUUAAUUAUGAAAUUAAAACACUGCCUCUUGUCCAGAUGGUUCCCUCAAUCAUACCAGUCUUUGAGAUAAAAUGUUUCUUGCGGAGAAUACAGACUAGCAGGAAGUGUUCAUUUGAUGUUUAUGUUCUUCUCUUUGGCAAUCUGAGGAAGAUGAAGCGGGGAGAUAUUGUAACCAGUCGAAGCGAAGAAAGGAUGUUUUUUUUAUUUAUUUACUUUUGUUUUUUUUCUUUCUACUUAUAUAUUUAAUUUAUUUUGGGGGGUUGUGAAGUGGUUGGCUCCCUGGUCGAUGAGGUGCCCCUUACCAAGUGUAAUGCUCGUGUUUGAGUUUCACUGUUGCGAUUGAAAAAGAAGUGGUUGCUCCAUUGUUUUGUUACCCCUAUUUUGUUUGGAUCAAUAAUAGUUAAAAUUUUCAUAUGAAUGGGUC